This is a messenger RNA of Lindgomyces ingoldianus, 1670 nucleotides long. Its product is annotated as NAC-domain-containing protein. Lineage: Eukaryota; Fungi; Ascomycota; Dothideomycetes; Pleosporales; Lindgomycetaceae. The record is from RefSeq and is a predicted model, not a curated record. The coding region runs from base 359 to 1402 and encodes 347 amino acids. The transcript has 4 exons. Gene Ontology annotation, cellular component: nascent polypeptide-associated complex; cytosol.
CACGAAGCAAGUUGGGGUCUUCCACCUCCCGAAAUCUGUCUCAACCCCGGGUAGAGCAGCCAGUUAGAAUCUACUGCUGGAACAAGCUCAAUACGCCUUGAAGCUUGAUGCAGUGCUUAGAUCGCGCCAAAGCCACGAGGGCACCGCAUAACACGGCAUACGGGGACGCAACAGCUCCUGCUCGUGAAUACAAAGGCGAGCGCGCCCAGUCUUAGGCAGCUUUGUAAACAGCUCUUUGCUCCUUUUGCAAGCUUCCCCAUUGUCCCCGUCCUCUUCAAUUGGCCUCCUCUUUCUCCAAGAACCUCUUAAGUCUACAGACACUUCCUCUGUCAUUGAUUACUCUGAAUAUCUUCGCAUCAUGUUCUCCGACGCUUUUGCGCUAUUUUCUCUUCUUCCUCUCAGUACCGCCCACUUCCUUCUGACCUAUCCAGCGGCGAGAGGCUUCUCGGACGACAAGGCAGGUACAUUCCCCUGCGGUGGCUUCGACACAGUUAGCUCCAACCGUACCUCGUUUCCCAUCAAUGGCGGGCCAAUUCAAUUGGACAUGCACCACACGCAGACUAAAGUUGAAGUCCUGUUGGCCGUGGGCUCGGAUCCCGGGAGUAAUUACAAUAUUGUCCUGCGACACACGGUAGCUCAGGAAGGUCUCGGGAAAUUCUGCUUGGGCACGGUCAAUGUUCCUAGUGAGUUGAACAUCACAGACGGCACGCCUGCGACAAUCCAGGUUGUCUCGAACGGCGAUCCAGAUGGUGGUCUUUACCAGUGCGCAGAUGUCACGUUGACCACCAAAUCGCUCGACACCAAUGAGUACAAGUCCAAAUGCACGAACGGCACUGGUGUCAAGGUCACGAGCGAAAACAUCAAAGGCAACCCAAAUGAAACCACAAACGCAAGCCCCUCGUCUACUGGAGCAGCAGCUUCUGCGAGUCGCACGGGACUCGCAGCCCACCCGACGGUGGCCUCCUGGAUUAUGGGCAAAGGCACCCCGCGCAGGAAAGUCAAGAAGGUUCACAAGAGCGCCGGCACCGACGACAAGAAGCUUCAGACAUCGCUGAAGAAGCUCAAUGUCCAGCCUAUCCAGGCUAUUGAGGAGGUCAACAUGUUCAAGAGUGACGGAAACGUCAUCCACUUCUCUGCGCCAAAAGUGCACGCCUCCGUACCCGCGAACACCUUCGCCAUCUAUGGCAACGGCGAGGACAAGGAGCUGACCGAACUUGUUCCCGGUAUCCUCAACCAACUCGGGCCUGACUCACUGGCCUCUCUUCGCAAGCUCGCCGAGAGCUACCAGAGCAUGCAGGAGAAGAAGGGCGAAGGCGAGGACAAGAAGGAUGAUGACGAUGAUGACGACAUCCCGGACCUUGUAGCCGGUGAGAACUUCGAGUCGAAGGCUGAAGUCGAGUAAAUUCCGCCUUCUGGUGGCGUGUUGGUGGAGGGGAGCUGUGUGCAGAGCUAUUAUGGGCUAGAGACAGCGUAGCCUGCACUGUGAAUUCGAAAUGAAGGACUGCAGAUGCUGUACCUAUCAUAUCUCCUCAUCUGUGGCAGUCGCGGCGGAUCUCUUGUGACAUGCGGACACCGGACUGGCGUUUUCUCAUUUUGCAACGAUAUGGAAAUGGAAAAGUUCCUGGAGAAUCCAUCUUAAACUUGAACUACCUGAAAAGCACACCCAUUUC